Messenger RNA from Sphaeroforma arctica JP610, 624 nucleotides. RefSeq lists its product as hypothetical. The record is from RefSeq and is a predicted model, not a curated record. Gene Ontology annotation, biological process: intracellular protein transport; vesicle-mediated transport. The coding region runs from base 178 to 624 and encodes 148 amino acids. Gene Ontology annotation, cellular component: vacuole; CORVET complex. NCBI's taxonomy places the organism in Eukaryota, Ichthyosporea, Ichthyophonida. The transcript is spliced from 4 exons.
CCAGCUGCCACACCUCAAACCACGGUGCUACUAUGUCUUUUGAUACAAAACCAGAAGCGUGUAUCUAAAGCCACACCGAACAUCCAUCAAUUCUUUUCUCAGACCACCAUUAAGAAUUGCGGGGGUGUACAUAUAAACCAAAUACACAGCUAAUAACUUCAGACUACUGUUGGCAGUAUGAUGCGCAACGCGUCUCAUCUUCUGCAGUCGCCUAUUAACGUGCUUGCAUUGCGAGAGUAUAUCCGCAAACGAAUCGUUGAAAUACUGGACCAGUCUGGUUCCUCGACCCCCAAGGCUCUGGUACUGGACGAGACGUUAGUGGGUCCAUUAGGAACAAUUGCUGAGUACUCCUGGUUGAAGGAACAUGGGGUGGAAAAACUGUACCAGUUAGAGGAUAUACUGGACACAGAGUUACGGCAUGUUACCUACAUGAUACGGCCCACGGUGCAGCUGGUUAAGACAAUCGCCAAUCACAUUCGAGACGAGCCGUCUAAACGGUACUUCCUGGCCUUCAUCCCGCGAAUGACCAUCCUAUGCGAACAAGCGCUCAUCGCCGAGGGUGUCAUGGGGUAUGUCCUGCUCACUUGCGUGUCAAACUACUUGCGUCAAGUUUACUUGGUUUAA